UGAUAAAUAUUAAUCUUUUCGGAUUAGAUGUACCUUUUACGUAUAUGACUUAUCGACAUAACAAUAAUUGCUUAACUUUUAGAUGGUUAAAUCCGCGAAUAGAUUAUCGACUCGUUCAACUUCUACGUCAUCCAUUCUUCGACGUCAUAUAUCGGGGCCAUCAACAACUGGACAAUCUGAAAAUAACGAAACGGAUCAACGGUGUCCUACAGCUGUUGCCGGGCGGGGUGAUGCUAAAGGAACAAUUGGUAUUUGUUGUUAUGAUUUCUUAUCGACGACACUCAUUCUUUCUGAAUUCAGUGAUUUCUUAUCGUAUUCACGUUUGCUUUCAAAAUUAGAAACAUUGGCACCUGACGAAGUUCUUAUACCAGCGUCAAACAAUUCUGUUACAGAACGAGUUCGUUUGACUGAUGCGAUCAGUGCUCAUCACACUCAAAUAAAACUUGUUAAUCUACAUCGAAAAUAUUUCUCACCAGAACAUGGACGUGAACAGUUGCAAAAACUAAUGACCAAUGACCGAGGACAAUUUCUUUUACAUCGAUUGGACGAAAAAUAUUACUGUACAUCAGCGUGUGCUGCUUUGUUCCGGUACCUUGAACAUCAGUAUGAAAUGUUUUUUUUCGAGAAAAGUGUACAUAUACAAGUACAAAAUUCCGAAAAAUGUGCUUUUUUCGACUUGGCUAGUGCGCGUUAUCUAGGCAUCCUUGUCGAUUUUGCUUCGUCGAAUCAAUGUGGAUUAGCACCGGGUUUUCAAUCACUUUACAGCAUUUUACAAGCAACGAAAACCAAAAUGGGUGCACG
This is a messenger RNA of Adineta ricciae, 801 nucleotides long. Lineage: Eukaryota; Metazoa; Rotifera; Eurotatoria; Adinetida; Adinetidae. The record is from the annotation of a GenBank genome assembly.